AUGACAAAGACGUAUACGGACUUAGUUGUAGAACUUGACAAGAAAGAAAUACUUACUUUAAAUAAAAUAUUAUCUGUGGCUAAAAGAGACCUCAAUUUUCAAAGACAAAAAACAUAUUUAAGAAAAGUGUUAGUAGACAAAUUAGGCUACAAAUUCAAAAAAUGUAAAGAUAAAAGACAUUUUCUUACUCAAAAACCAGAUAUUCGAGCUUGGCGGGCAAGGUACCUACGACGUCUAAAGGAAAAUGAUGACUUGGGUGCGAGGAAAAAACCAGUCAUUUAUGUAGAUGAGACGUGCAUACAUUCCCACUAUACAGUGAGCAAAUGCUGGCAAAAUAACACUGAUGCGUCUGUAAAAAAAAAUCAUAAUCCCGACCAAAGAUGGAUUAUUGUUCACGGCGGUGGAGAGAACGGAUUCGUGAAUGGGGCUGAGCUCAUAUACAAAUGCAAAAGCAACUCGGGAGAUUACCAUCAUGAGAUGAAUACCGCAAACUUUAAAAAGUGGGUUCUUGAAAAGUUAAUUCCGAAUUGGCCACUUAACAGUAUCGUGGUACUAGAUAAUGCACCUUACCACUCAACUCAAAUAGAAAAACCACCCACAAGUGUGGCAACGAAGGAGACGUCAAUGGUUAUUAGACCACAAUAA
Pieris macdunnoughi is the source of this 645-nucleotide messenger RNA. Lineage: Eukaryota; Metazoa; Arthropoda; Insecta; Lepidoptera; Pieridae. The record is from the annotation of a GenBank genome assembly.